This is a messenger RNA of Candoia aspera, 4856 nucleotides long. It is a transcript of the gene ERCC6, whose product is annotated as ERCC excision repair 6, chromatin remodeling factor. Gene Ontology annotation, biological process: transcription-coupled nucleotide-excision repair. Gene Ontology annotation, cellular component: nucleus. The record is from RefSeq and is a predicted model, not a curated record. Gene Ontology annotation, molecular function: ATP binding; ATP-dependent chromatin remodeler activity. The coding region runs from base 210 to 4583 and encodes 1457 amino acids. The transcript has 21 exons. Lineage: Eukaryota; Metazoa; Chordata; Lepidosauria; Squamata; Candoiidae.
GGCCCGGAGGUCCGGCGCGGGAGUUGCUGGGGACCUCGUCUCCUGCCUCUUCCUGAGCGGAGCGUCGUGGCCUUCGGGGGUGCGGCCGGCCCGCGACGGGGCGAGGAGGGCCUUCUCCGGGUUCCCCUUCGCCGCCCCGCGCGGCCGGGGAGGGUUCGUCCGUUCACCCCGGGGCUUCUCAGCCUCUCUUCGCUCCUCCGGUUGCAAGGAUGCCUGUUCAGAAACUUCAGCCAGAAGGUAGCAUUCAAGAACAGAAUGAUAAUGAUGGCAGUAGUAAUUCAAGUAAUAAUGGAGCAAAGGAAGCGAAGCAAGGGAAUGAUUUGCUUCCCUGUGAAUAUCAUACGGAGGAUCAUUGGAAGGCGCAAGCCUUGGAGAAGAAAGUCUCUGCAUCAUCAACAGAUACUUCGUUUGGAACAUUGCGAAAGGGGUCCAUGCUGCUAAUUGACCGGCAGCAGAUUCAGUCAGUGGCACCUAGUGAUCAAGCGCUUGAGCUCAGAGGACUGGGAAUCGAUGUCUAUGACCAAGAUGUCUUAGAACAUGGAGUCCUUCAGCAGAUAGACAAGGCAAUAAAUGAAGCAGCUAAAGUGGGUCAAAUUGAUGGAGCUGAAGCAGAGCACCAGACUGAAUUGGAAGCCGUGGGACCAUGUACAUCAUCUCUGAAACCAUAUGCUACAAUUCUUGAACAAUUUACUCCUCAGACUACUACUAAUAAGGAUGUUAGUGGAAAACUGGAUUCUGCGAAAGAAAACUACAACAAGGAGCAACAGUUUAAAAAAAUGAAAACAAAACAAAAGCACCUUCAAAGUAUUGGUGAAGAAAAUCCUGAUGAUGGAACAGUUGGUGCUGCAGUUGAAGAAUAUGAAGCUAAGGAAUCAAAUGAUGAGUUUGGAGGCCAUUUUGAUCCUGAUCCUUCAUCUCUUGGAAGUAUGCUUAUGUCCGCGCAGGGAGAAACUGAAUGGGAGACACUUAUCCGAACUGGUCAGAUGACUCCUUUUGGAACGAAACUACUUAAGAAACAAGAGAGGAAACCCCGUAGGAUAAUGCUAAAUGAAACAUCAGGUUUUGAGAAGCAUUUGGCGGAUCAAGCAAAGCUCUUGUCUGAGAGAAAGAAACCAUCAUUUCAUAAGGGGGGCAAGCAUAAAGUGCCCUCAGAGAGUAAUCAAACCAAAUCUCUAGUUUGUUUCAUAAAAGGCAAGGGAAACAAGAACAAAGGCCCAUCAAAAAGUGAUAGUUGUCUGCAGAAGCCUGCUCUUCAUGUUCAGGCAAAAGCCAGACUUCAUCAGGCCAAGGAGUUGGAGAAAAGGGGACAACAGGAUGAUUGGGAGGAUUCUGGAUGCAUGUCUUACGAAGACCUUAACAUUUCAGACGAGGAAGAAUUUUUUCAAGAGGAGGAUAAUGUGAAACCUAUGUCAUGGGAAAAGGAACACUUGCUAAAGCAAGAGUGUCAAGAAGACAGCAUGGACAAUGAUUUCUUCCCAAGCUCUUCUGAGGAAGAAGAAGAGGAGGACAUUAUUGGGAAGCGGAGAAUAAAGCGAUACAGAGAUGAUGGCAACGAAGAUUACUAUAAGCAAAGGUUGAGGAGGUGGCACAGACAGCAACUAAAAGACCAAAAAGGGCGACUGAGGGCAGGGGAAGAGUCUGAUGAAAGUGAUGCUGAAUUUCUUGAGGGUUUUAAAGUUCCGGGUUAUCUCUUCAAGAAACUUUACAAGUACCAGCAGACAGGUGUUAGGUGGCUCUGGGAAUUGCACUGCCAGCAGGUAGGAGGAAUUCUGGGAGAUGAGAUGGGAUUGGGCAAGACCAUCCAGAUAAUUGUGUUCUUGGCAGGCCUGAGCUACAGCAAGAUCAGGACUCGUGGUACAAAUUACAGGUUCAGAGGACUGGGUCCAACAGUGAUUGUGUGUCCAACAACUGUAAUGCAUCAGUGGGUGAAAGAGUUCCAUAUGUGGUGGCCGCCAUUUCGAGUUGCAAUUUUACAUGAGACAGGUUCUUACUUGAACAAAAAGGUGAAACUAAUUCGUGAAAUUGUGGCAUGCAAUGGAAUCUUGAUAACUUCCUAUUCUUAUAUUCGCUUGUUACAAGACAACCUCCACAAGUAUAACUGGCAUUAUGUGAUUCUAGAUGAGGGACAUAAAAUUCGGAAUCCCAAUGCUGCAGUUACACUUGCUUGCAAACAGUUCUCCACCCCUCAUCGAAUAAUAUUGUCUGGAUCACCUCUGCAGAACAAUCUCAAGGAGCUCUGGUCCCUCUUCGAUUUUGUAUUUCCAGGAAAAUUGGGAACACUGCCUGUCUUCAUGGAGCAGUUUUCUGUUCCUAUAACCAUGGGAGGAUAUUCCAAUGCCUCUCCAGUUCAGGUGAAAACUGCAUACAAGUGUGCAUGUAUUUUACGGGAUACGAUUAACCCCUACCUGCUGCGCAGAAUGAAGGCAGAUGUUCAGAUGAGCCUCUCAUUACCAGAUAAGAAUGAGCAGGUAUUAUUUUGUCGCUUGACAGAUGAACAGCAGCAACUUUACAAAAAAUUUAUUGAUUCCAAAGAAGUCUAUCAGAUUCUCAAUAGAGAAAUACAGAUUUUCCCAGGACUUAUAGCCCUAAGAAAAAUUUGCAACCAUCCAGACAUCUUUUCUGGUGGACCUAAGAUUUUGAAGGGCAUGCCUGAUGAAGACUUAAAAGAAGAAGAUCAGUUUGGAUUCUGGAAACAUUCUGGGAAAAUGAUAGUUGUAGAGUCUCUGCUGAAAAUAUGGCAUAAGCAGGGCCACAGAGUGCUGCUGUUUACUCAGUCAAGGCAGAUGCUGCGCAUCCUUGAGAUGUUUUUGAAGCAAAGAAACUAUUCCUAUCUCAAAAUGGAUGGCACCACAGCAGUUGCCUCAAGACAGCCUCUUAUUAUGACAUUCAAUGAGGAUGCGUCCAUAUUUGUCUUUCUUCUUACUACUCGAGUUGGUGGGCUUGGUAUUAACUUGACAGGUGCAGACAGAGUGAUCAUCUAUGACCCUGACUGGAACCCCAGCACAGACACUCAGGCUCGAGAACGUGCAUGGAGGAUCGGCCAGACAAGAGACGUGACUGUAUACCGACUUCUUACUGCAGGUACUAUUGAAGAAAAGAUUUACCACAGGCAAAUAUUCAAACAGUUUCUAACAAACAGAAUCUUGAAAGACCCAAAGCAAAGACGUUUUUUCAAAUCCAAUCAUCUCUAUGAACUCUUCACACUGAGCAGCCCAGAUGGAGCCCAGGGGACAGAAACCAGCGCCAUAUUUGCAGGAACCGGUUCUGAUGUUCCAACACCAAAGCGGCUUUUGAAGCGUAACCGUGCAAAUGUUUCUGAAUUUUCUAAAAGGUGUCGUGCAAAGCAGUCAGAUUCCUUCUCAGCAAGAAAACACGUAAAUGCAUCAGUUACAGCAGUAGAAUCAGUUGAAACGGUCAAGGGAAACAACUCAGAAAUAUCCCCUUGUCCUCUUCUGAAAGAUCCUGACAAAAUUCCUGCUGCUAAUACAGAUGGGAUCAUGAGGACAGAAGGGAAACCUUCAGGCUUGGCUGAGGAGCCACUGUCCAGGGCACAGCCGGGGGAAGGAGGAGCACUGAAGGACAGGGCGUGUGCUGUCCCAGCUGAUGAGAGCAGCAUAAACAAGGAGAGACAAUAUAGCAGGGAGCAGGAGGUUGAGAAUAGGUCAGUUACUGAUCACAGAAAGCAGACUUCAGAAACGGAGCAUCGCAAGGGCAAACUGAAGAGGCCCAAACGUUCUAAAGACGCCAGAUUCGAAGGUGUGCCAAUUCCUCACCUGGUGAAGCAGAGAAAGUACCAGAAGGAAAAUAGUGAGGAAAUGCAAGAUCCAAAGAAAAGUGAUGAUUACGUUUUGGAGAAGCUUUUCAAAAAAUCAGGAAUACACAGUGUAAUGAAGCACGAUGCCAUUAUGGAAGCUUCUAAUCCAGAUUAUGUGCUGGUGGAAGCAGAAGCUAAUCGUGUUGCUCAAGAUGCCCUCCGAGCCCUCAAGAUUUCUCGACAGCGAUACCGGGGAGCUGCUUCCACUUGGACUGGUACCACCCCAACAAGAUUAAAAAGCAGAUUUGGCCAGAAGAGGAACCCAAAUUUCAUGAUACCAUCUUCCUCCUAUCAAGCUCCAGGAAAAAAGUGCAAGUUGAAACAUGAGCAACUCAUAGUGAAUGACACUGAGAAAGGGAGAGAGGAAAAUAUAAGUAAACCUCCUCACUUCGAUGGACAAGCAGGAGCAGGAAAGUCCUCUUCAAGUGUGUUGGACUCAUCUUCAUUGCUGGCUAAAAUGAGAGAAAGAAAUCACCUGACUGGAUCCCAGGGGAGAGAUGAUCAAACUGAGGGGAGUUUCCAGCACACCAUCUCUGUACCCCCCACAGCAACAGAACAUGAUGAAUUGCUGUUGGAUAUCCAGAACUUCAUAGCUUUCCAGGCCCAUGUGCCUGGUCAAGCUGGCACUCAGGAGAUACUGCGGGAAUUUGAAUCAAAGCUGACCAUGGAACAGUCUUGUGUCUUCCGGGAGCUCCUAAGAAAUCUCUGCAUUUUUCAUAGGCAGUCAAAUGGAGAAGGGCUUUGGAAACUAAAACCAGAAUUUACCUGACCAUUCUCUGGAAAUGAUUGCCCCAUCCAACACACCUGUGGCUUUUUACCUCCUUUUAAAAUGAUACAUCACAGAAUUGCACUCUUGUGUCCCGUUCUACAUAGUGCCACCAACAUUAUAAAACAAGAAUAGAAACCAACUGAACAUUUUCCUUAUUUAAAAAAAAAAUUAAAUUGGAUCUUAAAAUGGAUUUCUAGUAAGUUUUCUGGUAAAUCAUGCUGUAAAAAUCAGAAAGAACAAGCUGUUUAUCUGAAUCGAUACCUUAAAUAGCAA